AUGCCGCAUGGGAAAUUGCCAAACCCCGCAAAGCUUGGCGGGGCCCUCAGUGUGGGGAAAAAAGGCAAACGGGACCGCGGGGCGAGGUUGGGGGUUAUUUGGGGAUUGAUGUCUUAUGUCAGCAAGAUCGAUCGUCGGAGUUUGGAAUGUAAGAAGGGGGGGGUGUGCAGGGUCCAUCUUGCCUACUUACCCACCGCCAUGUCUUCCUUCUUCCCGUCGUACAACGUCGCACAGAUGGACUUUGCCGACGACGACCUCGUUGGCCUCGUGUCGAAUGAACGCUCCACAAACGACAAACACGCCCAUACAAACUCGUCUCGGACUCACAACAUCUUCGACAUCAGCGCUCCCCCCUACACAGCCCCGCCCUACCAUUUUUCUCCCCACUUCAAUUCUACCAUUCCCCCGCUUGGUACGCAGUAUGGGAAUGAGCAUACCGACUCGCGAUCCCGUUCUCGCAGCCGUCCGCCAAGUGUCGGCCCGACUCGUUCAGCCACUACCCGCGGCCGCCGCACCAACUCCAUCUCCAGUACUUCCCCGCCGCCUCAAUCCCGCCCCAAUCCUGCCCAUAUCAUUAUCCCUACACGAACUGGCCCGUCUCCAUCCCCCUCUUCAGCACUUUCAACAGGCUGGUACAUCCCCCCGACCCCAGACUCACUCGGCAACCCUCAUUCCCUUCCCUACCCCCACUAUGACGACCACCAGCAGCAGCACCAGGGAAUGGUCUCUGCCAGCUUUCCAAACUUUCCCCCUGCAUCAGCCUUCACGCCUCCGCCCACAUCCAAUGCCACGGUGCAGGACAAGCAGGCCAUGCUCGCCAACGAAAAGAGGCGCCGGCGGCGGGAAAGCCACAACGCUGUGGAGAGGAGGAGGAGAGAUAACAUCAACGAGAAGAUCACUGAGCUCGCUACUCUCAUUCCGGAGUGUCUGCUCGAAGGUGCUGGAACGAACGGGAACGGCACCAGCGCUGCGAGUCCCCCCGCCCCAGACGAUCUGUGGGGCAGUCUGCUCAAGGAGGACGAGAGCCCACCCCCAGUUGGCGUCGCCGAUGUCGUCGCCAACGGAGCUACCGGGAAUGGUGCCGUUAUCAAAGCGAACAAGGGCAUGAUUCUUAGCAAGAGCGUCGAGUAUAUUCGGUUCUUGCAGCAGCUGGUAACGACGCAGGGCGCGAGGAACAGAGAAUUGGAGAAUGAGCUGCGCGGGCUGAGGGGCGAGCCACCUGCCCCUGCGUAUGCUUUCCCAACGAACGGCAGCCCCUUGGGUGACGUGGAUGAGGAGGAGGAGCAUGAAGACGAGCCCGUUGUUAAGAAGGAGGAGGAGACCGAACGUGGACGCAGGCGCGUCAGACAGGGCGUCGGCGAAGGGAUGGAUGUUGAUGCUGAUCUGGGGAAGGGGGGGGGGGGGGGGGGGGGGGGGGGGGGGGGGGGGCCAUUUGAUAUUGGGGUGUUUCAUGUUGGCCCUGCUAGCUGGAGUUCGACUGUCGACGAGGGCUGGGUAGGGGUAGGGGUGGGGGGGCGAUCUCGUAUGGUCCCCUCUCGCGCGGCCUCGAUUGAGGGUCUGGGUGACUCGGAUGAAGAAGAAGAACCAUUCUUGGUCUCUUUCUUUGCUAGAUGGACAGGGGGGACAAAAGGUAUGGCUCGUGCUGGAGGGCCAACGAAUGGACGCACUCAGCGCGUGAAACUUGGGGGACCGGACCAGAUCCGCGAAAUGGACGCUAUAAACACGAUUAGUGCCGAAAUGAAUGAAGAAAAGGGAACUCUCUCUGAGGUAAAAUCGAGAAGGGGCAUCAGUAUGGAGAAGCAGCACAGCAGCAUUCCCUUCGAGGGAUGCGCUAUUGACUGUACCCGUCCACCGCAUAACAACGAGGUGGUGAUAGGUGGGCCCGUUGGCAUCAUGCUGGACUGGAAGUAUCAAGGAACUAGGACUUGCCGGAGAGGGAUAGACGUGAACAUGCCCCCUUUCGGAGUCUUUAGCCAUCCAAUUGGCUGGCUGGAGGAUGCUACUGAUAGGGUUUUUCAGAGCCAGAGCGAAAUAUAG
Molecule: messenger RNA, 2037 nt
Organism: Guyanagaster necrorhizus
Lineage: Eukaryota; Fungi; Basidiomycota; Agaricomycetes; Agaricales; Physalacriaceae
Product: HLH-domain-containing protein
Exons: 6
Coding region: 1-2037 (678 amino acids)
Biological process (GO): regulation of transcription by RNA polymerase II
Molecular function (GO): RNA polymerase II cis-regulatory region sequence-specific DNA binding; protein dimerization activity; DNA-binding transcription factor activity, RNA polymerase II-specific
Source: RefSeq, a predicted model, not a curated record